Drosophila takahashii is the source of this 1853-nucleotide messenger RNA. RefSeq lists its product as uncharacterized. Lineage: Eukaryota; Metazoa; Arthropoda; Insecta; Diptera; Drosophilidae. The record is from RefSeq and is a predicted model, not a curated record.
AUGGCCAAUCGCAUGAGAGGAGGAGCCUGCUGUCCUUCAAGAUGUGCACCCGCCUGUCCUCCAUGUCCGCCCUGCGAUGGACCCCUGGUGCGUCUGGAUAAACUAUGGCCGGAGCCCUAUGAUCCCUGCUCCUUCAAGAAUUGCCUGAUCUUUGGCGGUCACGAUGAGCCCUAUGUGCAGCCCUUUGAUCCCAAGGCUUGUGCGCGAAUGCGACGAAAUGAUAUUGAUAGAUCGUUGGGCUAUCCCAUAGGCGUAGUUUGCGGUACUAUAGCCGUAAAGGGAGGCAUUCCGAAUCAGGAGAGCGUUCGUUUCGCUGGACAUCUUAAGGGAUUCGCUCAUUCGUAUUACACGCGUCGCGAUGAAUGGAAACCCGAGACAAUCGAUAUGUUGGUGAACGAGGGUCAGGUGUUGUUUAACGACUCGGAGAACAUGUAUCCUCCGAAUCCCGUGGAAGCCCCCGAUAUCUACGAUGAAAAUGAGCAGCGAGUGACGCGUCACUUUAAAAUCAACGAUAUUGAGUUUGCAAUGGAGCUGGAGAUGCCCUUUGAAAUCUACGGCUAUGCAAAUAUCAUACAAAAUCUGAGAAGAAUCUUGAGGGCCUUCUUUAAAAAGGCCAAGUACGGGGUUUUCUUCACACCCAAUUGGUAUCUCUUGAUUUGGAAGGAGAAGGGUGUGUGGAUGGUAUUGGAUUUGAAUGGCAGGGAUAAAAACACCAUGCGGCCGAAUUAUGAGGAGGGUUUUCCACUGCUUUUGGGCUUGAAGUCCUUUGACAACCUCAUUUGGUUGAUCAAAAAAGAGAGCGAUCUGGAAAAGACUGCCAAGUUUACAAUUCGAGAGAUCUUAGUGGUUCGCAUGGCCACUCCUGGAAAUCAAGGACAAAGUUGGGAGCGCGAGCACGGAAUGCGAAUGUCACAAUUCGAUGUGAUAGCUUCUGACUACGCCUAUGUCAAGUCCAAUCUUCAUCUCACUUUGAACUCAAAAGAUGCUCUAAGAAAUCGUAGUGCUCUACCAGUAGCUGUGGCCACCGCUUUGGCCUCCAAGAUCGAUCAUCCCGCGACUUGGGAUCAGAAGAUGUACGACAAGGUCAUGUGCUAUGGCGUUAAUAUGUGCAAAAACUGCUGGGAACCGUGUGUGGAUCUCAAUCAGCCCAUGGAUCUGGAUGAUUUCCCGAGACAAAUUCGCAUGGGUCAGUUUGUGGCCGAGAUAAUGUUAACGCCAAAUGUCUACGAGGGUUGGUGGAAAUGUGUGCCGAUGUACAAGUUCAACGACUUCCAUCUGAUGCUGGAGAAGGCCCUCGAUCAGAAUGAUUAUGUGAUCUUUCAGAUCAACAAUCAAAUGUACUCGUUGUGGCGGAAAUCCGAUUUUAUCUACCUAAUGGAUCCGUAUCGCCACAAUAUAGUGGGUCGAAUUUUGGAGGAGGGCGAGGAUCCGAAAAGCGCCACGGUUCGAAUGUUCGGCAAUAUGGAUCGUCUGUUAAGUGUCUUUCAUCAGAUUCUGCUGGAAUCGAACCGAUCGGCUAUAUUCCAUAUUCAUACGCUUAGGAUAAGGAAUAUUACGGAGUGUCCACCGGGAACUGCUCCUGCUUUACUGCCACCCGAUGAAGAUGUGGAGGUUAGAUCUCUCAAUGAGAAUAUCAGAUUCGAUGAGAACUACGACAAGUGCUUGCAAGAGCUGGGCGAGAUUAGUGACUUUGAAGAAGAUCUCGUUUCGGAGAUCGAACCCAUUGUGGAGGUCAGUUCCUCGGAGGAGAUGGUCGAGGAGGAGGAAGGCGGUGGCGGCGGCGAAGUCGAAGGAGGCGAGGGAGAAGACGAUGAUGAUUAGGUCCAAUAAUAUUUUCUCGAUUGAGUCAAGAU